Blepharisma stoltei is the source of this 3148-nucleotide messenger RNA. The record is from the annotation of a GenBank genome assembly. Lineage: Eukaryota; Ciliophora; Heterotrichea; Heterotrichida; Blepharismidae.
AUGACCGAGUUUAGCGAAGAUUCAGGCUUUGAGCAAAACUCAGAAGAUGAACUUCUUUUUAACCUUGACAUAAAAAACAAAACCCCUAUCCACCAAGAAAAUAAUAAAUUAAAAGAAAAACCUGAAUUAGAAAUAAUUCCACAUAUUCCUUUAGCAGAAUCUGGGCACAGCUUAGAACCUGACAUGAUGUUUGGGUAACUCCUAUUUAGUUGAAGGCCGAAUUCGCUUUUGCAAAACGGUCCAAUACCUUUAUCGUUUACAUAUGACAGAAUUCCUGCACAAAAUGCUAUUUUUAACGGAUACAGGCCUGAAGAUUCUUUAGAACUCAAUGAAACUUUUUCAGGGCCUGACACUUAUAAAUUUUCAAUUAAUCCAAGAAUAAAACAUGCUUGGGAACUUGUAUAGCUUUAUGCUAUUUUUAUAUUUUAGUUGGCAUGCUAAAUCCAUUUUUGCAUAAUAAGAUCUAUUAAUUCUAUUCCAAAUUGGAACCCCAUGAAAACAUUAUUAUAUAAAUUCUAAUACUAUAAAAAAAGAAUGAACCAAAAAAGGAAAAUCGCCCUUUUAUUGGGAUGAAAGAAGGCCUAGAGCCUGAAGAGCUCGAAUUUUCAUCAAAAUUCGAAUGUGGAAACCUAGAUAAAGUUGUAAAAGUAAAAGAGAAUGAGUACGAUUUAUAUUUAAGGACAGAUUCAAAUACUUAUGGUCAUAAUCAGUGAUAUUAUUUUAAAGUAUCUAACAAAAGCUAUGCAAGGGAGGUCAAAUUUAACAUAGUCAAUUUCUCUAACUCCCCCCUCCGUGAGUGAACAAAAAAUUUUAUUCACUCACGGAGGGGGGUUAUUUUUUUUUUUAAAAAAACAUUUAUAUAUAAUUUUUUUAUAAAAUUUUUUUUUCGAAAUUUAAAAAAAUCUCGCUUCUAUAAAAAUGGAAAGCAAAUAUUAAUUUAACUUAUAAAAUUUAUGUUUUAAAACGAAAUUUGUUUAAAAUUAAACAGAAUUAGCUCGAAAUUUCAUUAUACUAAUUAUCACUUAUAUAUCAAAAUUUUUUUCCAUAAAAAAUUUUUCAUUUAAAAAAAUUUUUGUUCGCUCUCGGAGGUGGGUUUUUGUGCAAAAAAAUAGGGUUUUUUCUAAUGGUUUUGUUCACUUACGGAGGGGGGUAAGCGCGCAACAGUUUAUAUACACAAGGACUAAUGCCAUGCAUUUACCGCGAAAAAACUGGCUGAGUAAAAGGUGGUUACAAUAUUACGUAUACUAGUAGUAAAGUAAACAGACUUUUAGUCAAUAGAUAUUACUAUUCUUUGUCAUUCUUAUUCCAAUUUCAUGAAAAUGACACUGUCUUUUUUGCUUACUCUGUACCUUAUAGCUAUACAAAAUUAUGUAAAUUGCUGAAAGAGCUUGAAAAAUAUGAUUUUGUGAGGAAAGAAAUUCUUUGCAAAAGCUUAGGAGGGGUUGAAACACCAAUGCUGACUGUUACUGAUUUUAGUAAUUCAGAAGAAAAAGAAGCUGUUUUUAUGACUGCAAGAGUUCAUCCUGGAGAAACCCAUGGGUCAUGAGUAAUGGAAGGAUUUUUAAAAUUUAUCACAGGAAAUUGCAAAAAAGCCAAAAAGCUGAGGAAAAAAAUUGUUUUCAAAAUAGUCCCUAUGCUAAAUGUAGAUGGUGUUAUUGUAGGAAAUACAAGAUGCUCUUUGACAGGAGAAGACCUAAAUAGAAGCUUCCAAGACCCGAACCCAAAAUUAAAUCCAGUCAUCUAUCAUCUAAAAAGUAAAGCAGCAACCAUAAGCUCUGUCCACAAGCUGAUAUUUUAUUUUGAUUUGCAUGCCCAUUCUAAGAAAAAAGGAGUUUUCAUGUAUGGGCCACAUUACCCUCUUCACUCAGAAAAAUAUUGCAAAAUAAAAGUUUUCCCCAAACUUAUAAGCGAAACCACAGAAAUGUUCCGCUAUUAUUCUUGCAGGUUCCGAAAUGAAGCUAGCAAACGUAAAACAGCACGUUUAGUUAUGUGAAAAGAGCUUGAAUUGCCAUAUACCUAUACAGUUGAAUCUUCCUCACAUGGAUAUUUAGACAGUGAAAGAGCUACAAUUGCGUUUACCGAAGAAAAUUUGCAUAGACUAGGGAAAUGUUUAGGAGAAACUAUAUUAGAAUAUAUAGAAAUUAGGGAUAGAGAUAAGGAAGACCAAGAAUUAAGAAAAUUUGAAAGAUUGAGAAAAAGGAAUAAAAUGACAGAAAGUGAUGAAGAAAAAGAAAAAGAGCUUCUAAAAGAAAGAGAAACGACCCAACGUGUAGUGAUUCCAAAAAGAAGAACGAUGGCAGAUAUCAUAAAUAGUAUAAGGGAUGAGCCACAAAUAAUGGAGAGUGAAUCUGAUAGCUCAGAUUCUGAAGUAGAUGAAUACAGCGAAGAAAGAGACGAAUUAGAAGCAGAAAUGAAAAAAAAUAUUCUUAAAGCAUUCAAAAAAGUUGAAAGCCUUUUGGAUUCGCCAUUAAUAAUCAAAAGCUAUCUCCCUAUAUCUUCGAAAAAAAAGAAAGCUGAAUCUAAAGAAAAAUUCCCAAAGCCACCUAUGAGUUCUUUAGCUAAAUAUUAUGCUCUAAAUAAAUUCUGUUAAAAUAUUUAUUAGUCAUAAAUCAAGUUUUAAAUAAAUUAGGAUUUUAAUUUGCCUUAAUCAUAGAUAAAUUAAUGACACACAAAAUACUUUUCAAGAGCUUCAUCAGCUUCUCGAAGCAAUCGUAAAAACUUACGAUUUCGAGCAGAAAGUGCAAUCCCAGAUUUUUCUCCAGAAGAUAUCUGUAUUCAGCCUUCAGGAACUCGUCCACCUUCACGCAACAACGAUUUUCCUAAAUUUUCAUACUCAAGAGGCCUACAAAAAUUCAAGCAAAAAAACGCCGAGCUAUCAUUUGAUAAAAAAGAAAUUCCAAAACCCAAACACAAGCGCGACUCAAAAUCAUUAUGUUUUUCAGAUAUCACGAAGAAAAUUAAUGUGCCAAUAACAAGUAAAGACUCGGAAAAGCCUUUCUUUCCAGCUUAUGAGGGCGCCAAAAGCUCUUCUGAAGCAUUUGAGGAUUUAAAAAGAAGUACCCCUAUAAAACUGCGGUACAAGAUGUUAAGUGAUCAAAUACAUGUAAAUCAGUUUUCAACAUAUAAAAAUACAUUGAAAAAGCCUUAA